GACACUACAGAAAAGAAGUAAAAAUGCGUCCAGUGCGAAUUUUUGUGAAUGAUGAUCGCCAUGUGAUGGCAAAACAUUCUUCCGUUUAUCCAACCCAAGAGGAACUAGAAGCUGUUCAGAACAUGGUGUCACACACUGAGAGAGCUCUCAAAGCAGUGUCUGACUGGAUCGAUGAGCAGGAGAAAGGAAGCAACGAAAAUGCCGAGUCUGAGAACAUGGAUGCGCCCCCAGAGGAUGAGAGCAAAGAGGGGGCUGGGGAACAGAAGACAGAACACAUGACCAGAACCCUGCGGGGUGUGAUGCGUGUUGGCCUCGUAGCAAAGGGCCUUCUGCUCAAGGGGGACUUGGACCUGGAGCUGGUCCUGUUAUGUAAGGAGAAGCCCACCACCGCCCUCCUGGACAAGGUGGCCGACAACCUAGCCAUCCAGCUCACUGCUGUAACAGAAGACAAAUAUGAAAUACUACAAUCUGUUGAUGAUGCUGCAAUUGUGAUAAAAAACACGAAGGAGCCUCCCUUGUCCCUGACCAUCCACCUGACAUCCCCUGUUGUCCGAGAAGAAAUGGAGAAAGUAGUAGCUGGAGAAACGCUAUCAGUCAACGAUCCCCCGGACGUUCUGGACAGGCAGAAAUGCCUUGCUGCCUUGGCGUCCCUCCGACACGCCAAGUGGUUCCAGGCUAGAGCUAAUGGACUGAAAUCCUGUGUCAUUGUCAUCCGGGUUCUGAGAGACCUGUGCACCCGUGUGCCCACCUGGGGUCCCCUCAGAGGAUGGCCUCUCGAGCUUCUCUGUGAGAAAUCCAUCGGCACAGCUAACAGACCCAUGGGUGCCGGCGAGGCCCUUAGGAGAGUGCUGGAGUGCCUGGCGUCGGGAAUCGUAAUGCCAGAUGGUUCUGGCAUUUAUGACCCUUGUGAAAAAGAAGCCACUGAUGCUAUUGGGCAUCUAGACAGACAGCAACGGGAAGAUAUCACACAGAGUGCGCAGCAUGCGCUUCGACUUGCUGCUUUUGGUCAGCUCCAUAAAGUCCUGGGGAUGGACCCACUGCCUCCCAUCUUCACAAUGUCAGUUGAAGUAGAUGGGAAUUCAUUUGAAGCCUCAGGGCCAUCAAAAAAGACUGCCAAACUGCACGUGGCUGUUAAGGUCUUGCAGGACAUGGGUCUGCCAACCGGCGCUGAAGGCAGGGACUCCAGCAAGGGGGAGGACUCGGCCGAAGAGACUGAAGCAAAGCCUGCUGUGGUGGCCCCUCCCCCUGUGGUGGAAGCUGUCUCCACCCCCAGUGCUGCCUUCCCCUCAGAUUCCACUGCUGAGAACGUAAAACAGCAGGGGCCAAUCCUCACCAAACAUGGCAAGAACCCUGUCAUGGAACUGAACGAGAAGAGGCGCGGCCUCAAGUACGAGCUCAUCUCUGAGACCGGAGGCAGCCAUGACAAGCGCUUCGUCAUGGAGGUUGAGGUGGAUGGUCAGAAGUUUCAAGGUGCUGGAUCAAACAAAAAGGUGGCAAAGGCCUAUGCUGCCCUUGCUGCACUAGAAAAGCUUUUCCCCGACACCCCUCUUGCCCUUGAUGCAAACAAAAAGAAGAGAGUCCCUGUCCCUGUCAGAGGGGGGCCCAAAUUUGCUGCUAAGCCACAUAACCCUGGCUUUGGAAUGGGAGGUCCCAUGCACAACGAAGUGCCGCCACCCCCAAACCUUCGUGGUCGGGGACGAGGAGGAAACAUCCGUGGACGAGGGCGAGGGCGAGGAUUCGGUGGCGCCAACCAUGGCGGCUACAUGAAUGCUGGCGCUGGCUAUGGGAGUUACGGGUACGGCGGCAACUUGGCAACGGCAGGCUACAGUCAGUUCUACAGCAACGGAGGGCAUUCUGGGAAUGCCGGUGGCGGUGGCGGCGGGGGCGGUGGUGGCUCCUCUGGCUACGGUUCCUACUACCAAGGUGACAACUACAACUCCCCAGUGCCCCCAAAACACACAGGGAAGAAGCAGCCGCACGGGGGCCAGCAGAAGCCUUCCUACGGCUCUGGCUAUCAGUCUCACCAAGGCCAGCAACAGUCCUACAGUCAGAGCCAGUACAGCAGCUACGGGCCCCCGCAGAGCAAGCAGAAAGGCUACAGCCAUGGUCAAGGCAACUACUCGUCCUACUCCAACUCCUACAGCUCCCCCGGGGGCGGCGGCGGCGGCGGCUCCGACUACAACUAUGAGAGCAAAUUCAGUUAUAGCGGGAGUGGAGGCCGAAGUGGCGGGAACAGCUAUGGCUCUGGCGGGUCCUCCUACAACCCAGGAUCACACGGAGGAUACGGUGGAGGUUCUGGGGGCGGCUCCUCGUAUCAAGGCAAACAAGGAGGUUACUCGUCACAGUCAAACUACAACUCCCCCGGGUCCAGCCAGAACUACAGCGGCCCUCCCAGCUCCUACCAGUCAUCACAGGGAAGCUAUGGCAGAAACGCAGAUCACAGCAUGAACUACCAGUACAGAUAA
Messenger RNA from Elephantulus edwardii (Cape elephant shrew), 2465 nucleotides. RefSeq names its product interleukin enhancer binding factor 3, 90kDa (gene ILF3). The record is from RefSeq and is a predicted model, not a curated record. Gene Ontology annotation, molecular function: double-stranded RNA binding; single-stranded RNA binding. NCBI's taxonomy places the organism in Eukaryota, Metazoa, Chordata, Mammalia, Macroscelidea, Macroscelididae. Gene Ontology annotation, cellular component: precatalytic spliceosome. The transcript has 18 exons. The coding region runs from base 24 to 2465 and encodes 813 amino acids.